Acanthochromis polyacanthus (spiny chromis) is the source of this 6944-nucleotide messenger RNA. It is a transcript of the gene filip1l, whose product is annotated as filamin A interacting protein 1-like. The coding region runs from base 2665 to 6339 and encodes 1224 amino acids. The record is from RefSeq and is a predicted model, not a curated record. The transcript is spliced from 6 exons. Lineage: Eukaryota; Metazoa; Chordata; Actinopteri; Pomacentridae.
UCCUUCUUUAACUGAGGGGUACCAACAAUUUUGUCCACGUGUGUAUUUGCAAGCAGGUGGAGGUCCAGGACUAAGGGUAGAAGAGAGAGCCGUCAGUAAGAGCAGGGUUCUAGGGAGCUAGGCGCAACAAUGAUCAGAAUACUGACGAGUGCUAUAAGACAGUCCGGCGAAGUGUCGUGAACCACUUUUAUGCAGAGGUGAGUGGUGAUGGCUGAUCAUGGCGACGUAACCACAAAACACCAUUGGUUGAGGAUGUCAGUAACCGAGGAGCUGGUGUAGUCAGAUUUCCAGUGUAUCAGGCCAGAUUAAUCCCCCCGUCCAAAGCAUACCCUGGGGUAUAAACCGGCCUAGGUCAAAGUAGACCCUAAGGUAUACUCUGGCCUAGGCCAGUUUGUACCAGUUGAUACAUAAAGAUUAAGCACGUUAAGCUCUGAAUUGUUAAGUUAUUUAGGGUUGGGUUUUUUUUUUUUUUUUUUUUCUUUUACAAAGAGGUAAGCUCAGUAAGCAAAUCAUUAUGAAAUGACAAAUAGAAUGGUCUACAGCUAACUGAAAUUGAAAAAAAGUUAAAAUCAAAGGAAAAACUGAAUUGCAUACGAAGAUAAAAUCAUGCUGUAAGCAAAACAUUAUCAAAGAAGAUUAACACUGGCUGUUGUUAAUAUCAGUUGUCACCAUAUAACUGAUUUCAGUACAAUAUCUAUUUAUAUUACCUUUGUAUUGUGUGUAAAUUUAGAAAGGCUUGAUUUCUGCUUAAAUAAACCAUUACAUCAGUACAAUAUCUCAUAAGAUUUUUCGCCUAAAAUGUUUGAUGCAAUUUGACCGAUUUGUGCUUAAAUUAAGAUAAAAUUCAUCUGACUGAUGUCAUCUCAUAUUACAUGGGAGGUAUUUUAGCCUGGAAUGGUAUAUUCUGGGCUAGGCUAUUUCAGCCCCCGGGGUAUACUUAGACCGGAGGUUUAAUGUGGCCUGUUACACCGGCGUGAAAAUUUGAAAGAACUGCAGUAAAAGCUGCAGUAAUGUUCUGUUUGUGUCUAUUCAGACCAGUUGUGCACUAACUGCUGUCUGGUGUUUGUGUGUGCAGAAUCACCUGCUGAUGCUUGUUUUCCUUCAUGCUGUUCUGUAAUGUGAUCCCAGCUCUGACUGUUGAGGGCUGGUUUUAGUCCAUUAAACAUCACCGAGGCCUCCUGGUGUGGUGAUCACCAGGAGGCAUCAAUGAUGUAGGUGGUACGGUUAGACUUUGGGAAAGGAAUUUUUUGGGGUUAGCGUGAAUUUUUGCAAUGACCAAUCUUCAGUUUCUAGGGUUAGGGUUACUAUUGCAACAACACAGCAUCAGUAGGGUAAACCUAACCUUUCUCAUGACUGUGUACACCCAGCUCAUAUUCCCUACUCGUGGUGAAUUCUGCUUCACAAUGACAGGAAGAGCCGACAUCAAAGGACGUCGCUAUGAAUGGUUGGCCGCCACAAGCCAGGAAUCUCUGUGGUAACUUUUCUGACACCUCCUGCUUAAAACCCAAAACGUCAGAAGGAUCGUUUUCAUCCGGACAAAUGAUCAGAUCGAGUUUUUGCACUUCUUUUCCACGGGAGGCCUUAGGACACCUGUGUUCCCAUUUGACAGGUGUACCGCCCCAGUCAAACUCCCCACCUGCUACAUUUGGUUAUCCGGGGUUUGUCCAUGACACUGCCCGUUUCUUUAAACUUUUUAACCACUUUUCGCCAACGUAGUGAAGCCAAGUGGAAUCAUCCUUGGAUGACGUGCUUUAAAUUUAUCCGCUGUCUUUCAAUAUGUCCAUCCUUCACGUCCGCUGAGAAGUACCAGUUCUUCUCUUUCUUCUUUCGAUAAAGCCAUAUUUAAUCUGUGGAGGCAAGAAAUAUUGCUAAUGAUAUUUUCUACCCUGUAGAUUGCAGUUUUUUAAAAAAAAUUGGUAAAAUAAAUAAUCAAAGAAAAGAACAUUUUAUGAUGUUUCUAUGGAGGCGCAGGACUUUAUAUUGCAGUGAAACAUGAGCCCACAGUGAGGAAAAUGGGACAAGAAAUGCUCAGAAACUGCUUUUGAUUGAGAGGGUUGAAAGAAAAUACACAAAUGUGGGAAUUUUAGUGCCAUUUUUAACAUAACCGUCCCACAAUUAGUGAAAAAAGCACCUAAAUUUGUGUUUUCUUGUUGCCCCUGCCGUCCUCCACCUCCCUUCACUCCCUCUCUCCUCGGCGACAGACUCCCAAGAGCUCAGUCUUCUGUCAGGGGCCAUAUGGUCCAUCAGAGCUGCAGAGGGAGGGCAGCCGGAGCUCAAGGUGUCAGUAGGGAGGCUGGUUUAAAUUUAACUGCAACAGGGCUGAUAUCUGCAUGGCAGGUCCUGUCUCCCCCCUCUGCUGUCUCAGUCUGUUCACAGCCACCAGCCUCAGACAUCAUCACACAGCAGCAGCAGCAGCAGCAGCAGCUCUACCAGGAGACGCUGCUCCUUCUCCUCUUUUCUCUCAUCACACCACCUGGAUUGUGCAAGAGGUCGGCCGAGGACGCGACGGAAGGCAGACAGAAGAUACCGUCGCCGAAGGAGAUCAAACGAUUCACACUGAGGAUAACAGCUGAUGUGAGCCGGCAGGGCUGAAGGCACAGCCAGUGGCACUGCAGAGGCACAACAGCACAGUGGGCUGAAGCUCUGCUGCGAGAGGUUGGAAACAUGCGAUCCCGCAGCAACAGUCUGGAGGAUGUCGCUAAGGUCAAGCGGCCUGCAGACGCUCGCAAGCGAUCUGCAGAGCGAGAGGAGCCCUCGGGUCGGGCAGAGCGUCGGAGUCGACACCGGGAGCCUCCAGACGACACCGGAACCGUUCAGCGGAACCACAACACCACCAAGAACAGCACCGCUGGGAGUGGAGGUGGAGCUGCGAAAGCCGGCCGGAGGGAAAAGGGCAGGGACCUCUCCAGAGACGACCUGGUCUUUCUACUGAGCCUGCUGGAAGGAGAGUUACAGGCCAGAGACGAGGUGAUCACAGUGCUGAAAGCAGAGAAAAUCGACUUGGCCCUGCUGGAGGCCAAAUAUGGUUUCGUUACCCCACAGAAAGUCCUGCAGGCUCUGCAGAGAGACGCCAUCCAGGGCAAGGCCGACGUCUUCCAGGAAGACAUCUAUGAGAAGCCCAUGGUCGAGCUGGAUAAGCUGGUGGAGAAGCAGAGGGAGACGCACCGGCGGAUGCUGGAGCAGCUGCUGAUGGUGGAGCAGUCGCACAAACAGGCUUUAUACAAGCUGGAGGACGAGAAGAGGAACCACGGAGAGUUCAUGAAGAAGAGCGACGAGUUCACCAACCUGCUGGAGCAGGAGAGAGAAAGGUUGAAGCUGUUGAUUGAUCAGGAAAAGGCCUACCAAGAACGGAAGGACGAAGAGAACAACAAAAAGGUGGAAAUUCUGAAGGAGGAGCUGACAAAACUAAAGUCAUUUGCGUUGAUGGUUGUGGAUGAACAGCAGCGUCUCACCGAGCAGCUGAACCAACAAACAGCGAAGGUCCAAGAACUGAGCGCCAGUUCUUCACAAGCCAAGGAGGAGCUGAGCUCAGCUAAUGCUCGUCUGCAGGAAGAGGAGCGAAAGGUCUUUCGAUUGGAGGCUGAGCUGCGUGAUCAAACCGGUCGAUACCAUCAGGAACAAGACACCAUGACAGCCAAACUGACCAGCGAGGAUGCCCAAAACCGGCAGCUCAGGCAGAAGCUUUCGGCUCUCAGCAGGCAGCUUGAUGAGCUGGAGGAAACCAACAAAACUCUACGUCGGGCUGAGGAGGAGCUGCAGGAGCUGAGAGACAAAAUCAGCCGCGGAGAGUGUGGAAACUCCAGCCUCAUGUCGGAGCUGGAAGAGUUACGAAAACGAGUGCUUGAAAUGGAGGGAAAAGACGAAGAGUUGAUCAGAAUGGAGGACCAGUGCAGGGACCUCAACAAGAAACUCGAGAAGGAGGCCAACCAGAGCCGCUGUCUGAAAGCUGAAGUUGACAAACUGAAUCACAGAAUUAUAGACUUAGAAAAGCUGGAGGAUGCGUUCAGCAAGAGCAAGCAGGAGUGUGGCUCACUCAAAACUAACCUGGAAAAGGAGAGGACGGUGUCAAAGGUUCUGACAAGUGAGUUGGAAGUCUUGAAAGUCAGAGUGAAGGAACUGGAGGCUGCUGAAAGCCAGCUGGGAAAGACGGAGCUGAUGCUGAAGGAAGAUCUGACCAAGUUAAAGACUCUGACUGUCAUGUUGGUGGACGAAAGGAAGGCAAUGGCGGAGAAGCUGAAGCAAAUGGAGAACAAGGUCCAGAACAGCACAGGAAAACUUCAGGCCGAGCAGGACAAAGUUACGUCAGUCACAGAGAAGCUGAUUGAAGAAAGCAAGAAAGCUCUGAGGUCAAAGGCUGAGCUGGAGGAGAAAAUGUGCAGCGCGACAAAGGAAAGGGACGACUUGAAGGCCAUGCUGAGAGCCGAGGAGGAGAAGAGUAAUGAUUUGGAGUCAAAGAUCAAUAUGAUGAAGAAAAGGCUGCAAUCACUGGAGACAAUUGAGAGAGAACACCUGAGAAACAAAGCCAAAGAGGAGCACAUUAAAGCACCUAUUGCUAACCGCUUCCAACAGGAAGACAACAAAGUCAAGGAUCUGACGCAGGAAGUCGAACGCCUCCGACGCAAAUUAAAGGACAUGAAAGUGGUGGAAGGUGAUUCAUUAAAAACAGAGGAGUUCGAGUCACUGGAGAAAAGGUUCACUAAUGAACAAGAGAAAGCUAAAGCCUUGAUGGAGGAGCUGGACAUAUCCAGAAAAGAGCUUUCAAAGUACCAACUGGCUGAAAAGAAGGAGUGCAACCAGGAGCAUGUUCUUUAUAAACGCCUGAAGGACGAAGAGGCAAAGUCUAGUCAUCUGACCCGAGAGGUAGCAGCACUGAAAGAGAAGAUUCAUGAAUACAUGGGCACCGAAGAGUCAAUCUGCCGCAUGAAAACUGACCACUCUACUCUGCAGAGGAAGCUGACCCAGCAGGAGGUCCGGAACAAAGAACUGGCCAGAGAAAUGGAGACGCUCACUCGAGAGUUAGAAAGAUACCGACGGUUCAGUAAAAGUCUGCGUCCAGGCAUGAACGGACGACGCUUCUCAGACCUGCAUGUUUCCACCAAGGAGGUUCAGACAGAUCCUCUUGACCUCAUGACUCCAAACUGUAAGACGAUGGCGCCGCUGGAGAGAGCCGUGGUCAACGGGAAGCUGUACGACGAGAGCGAGCCCGAAGAGAACGCAAACUACAGCAAUGAGCUGCAGCUCACCAAAUGCAGCCCCUCACUCAUCAAUAACGUUAACAAUCUGAACAACAACCUGAGAAGAGCUCGAGGCCCCUUCCUCAAAAACAAAGACACCCCCCACCAGGUGAACGGCAAGAUGCAGCCACGGCAGAAUGGCAACCACGUCCAGCCCGGAGAUGUUGUGUUGACCCACAGUCCUGGUCAGCCGCUGCACAUUAAAGUGACUCCUGACCACGGACACAACACAGCGACACUGGAGAUCACCAGUCCGACCACAGAAAACACCCCGUCUUUUACCAGCACUGCCGUCAUACCCACCAGUGGAGGUCCACCGAAACAGAGAAUCACCAUCAUCCAGAAUGCAUCCAUAUCCCCGACUGCAAAGUCCAUUUCCCCAACAACCAAAUCUAAGUGUUCCUCCAUGUCCGAUGAGCCGUGUUCCCCAGAUAGAGCCCUGUCGCCGUUCACCGUGGCUACAUACUCCAGAGCCAUGACCCCAGACUCUUGUGGCUCGGUAACACCAGACAGGGCAAUGUCACCCAUACAGAUAGUAUCGGUGACCACAGGUACACCUGACCGCUCUGUCUCCACGGAGCCGGUGGAGGUGGUCGGAGGCCACGCCGUCUUCAGAGUGACCCCUGAGAGGCAGAGCAGCUGGCAGGUCCAGAGGUCCAACAGCUCUGGGCCGAAUGUCAUCACCACAGAGGACAACAAAAUCCACAUUCACUUAGGGAGUCCGUUCAUCCAGAGCAUCAGCACUCCGACACAAACUCUGACUUCCUGCCACACACCUGGACUGCAGGAGCAAAGGACUCAGGUGCUGGCGAACUGCAGCCCUCCCACUGCUAAAGGCAACAGCAAAAUCACAAGUAGCAUCAUGAUUAAGCCCACCUCCACCCCAAUCCAAAGGCCAUCACAAAUUACAGUACCUCUCGAAGCAUUCCGACGUCCAGGACCCACCAGAAUCCCCAAACCGAAAGGCUACAGCUCCCAGAAAGGAGCGAACAGCACAGCAGCCAACCUGCAGAGCAAGAGUCAGCCGCCAAAUGUAGCCGCCGGCAAAGAGCCGCCAGCACAAAACAACAACAACAACCCAAACCUAGCCAACCGCAGACUGUGAUUUCACUGGUUGUUCUUCUCUGUCAGAAUGUCAUCUUACAGGAAACAGACACACUGACAGAUACUUCACACAUGGACAUAAAUAUCUAAGAUUCUCUCUUCAUCUUUUUAGAAACAACUCGUUCCACUUUUACCAAAUCUUCAUCUGUGGUGCUCAGAAGACUGCAAGUGUCCAUUGUGUCUGUUCAGUGUCGAAGCACUGGACUAAAACGGCAUUUUUAGAAAGUACUUAAAGUGUAGAUUCACUUAAUGAUUCAUGAAGUAAUGAUAGCGAAUGAUUGACCGUCACAGGUGUGUGUGAGGAUGUCACUGUGACCGAAAUAAACGCAGCAGAAGUGUAAUGUUAGAACAAUAAGUGUGCUUUACGGUCAAAAUUCAUGUUUAUUUGUAUUGUGAGUAUUUGUAUUGAUCUUUAAUGACUAUCUGUUGGGAGAUACAGAUAAAUCAAUCAUUUAUCCAUUUCUAGGGAUGGAACACAUGGAUACUUUUUAAAAAGUGGCAAUAAUGUACAUAAGUGUUGUAAUGCAGCUUAUUCAUAGUGAGAAACUCUAAAAUGUGACAUUUGUGUUAUUUUUGGUUAUCAAUAAAGACUUUUUAUACCUUGAA